AGACAAAGGUUCGUAAUCAUGCAAUGGUCACCAGGAGGAUGGCUUCAAAUAGAUUCUCCCCUCUUGGUUCCCCAUGAUUGGUCUUUUUUGGAACAUUCGUGGUGUACAUUCUUCUCUCCGUCGACUUCUUUAUCUUAUUAAAACUUAUAAGUUGCAAUUUCUUUCUAUUCUGGAACCGUUGGUGGAUGAUGAUCAGCUGGAAUGGUAUAAACUUAAGCUGGGUUUCUCCAAGGGUUUCUUUGCUUUAAAUAAUAAACUUUGGUUUCUUUGGAAGGAUGAUCUUUUAUCUCUCCAUACUGUUAUUGAAGAAACUCAAAUUCUUACAUGUGGUUUCAAGUAUGCAGCAUCUUCCUCCACUUUGUGGAUUUCAAGUGUGUAUGGCCUACAUAGUAGAGUUGAAAGGGAGGGGCUUUGGACCUCCCUUAGAUCGCUUGCCCCUAGGUCUGAGCCUUGGAUCAUUGGGGGAGAUUUUAAUACAGUUGUUUCUAUUACUGAGCAUAAGGGUGAAGUCUGUCCAGACCUUGGGAGUAUCAGAGAUUUUGCAAAUGCUAUCUCUGAUUGUGAACUUGUCUCUCCUCCUUUUUUGGGAAGUCAGUUUACUUGGACUGAUGGAUAUAACGAUUUCUUCUUCAGACAAGCUUGGGAUGUAGUUAAGAUUGAUGUGGUUAAGGCAGUGCAGGAGUUUUUCAUGGGUAUCCCCUUGCCCAAGGUUUUUGGAAGUACUUUAAUCACUCUUAUCCCUAAGGUGGAGGGUGCCAUUACUUUGGAUCAAUUUAGGCCUAUUUCCUUAUCCACCUUUUUCAGCAAGAUUUUGUCUCGAAUUUUGAGUGAUAGAUUGAAGAAAGUUCUCCCUUCUUUGAUCUCCCCAGAGCAGGCAGCUUUUCAAUCAGGCAGGAGUAUAAAUGAGCAUGUGCUUAUGGUGAAAGAGAUGGUGCAUCUGUUGUCCUCUAAUGCAAGAGGUGGGAAUUGUAUCAUUAAGUUAGACCUAUCCAAAGCUUUUGACAGGAUAUCCUGGAGGUAUUUAGAGCAUGUUUUACUUAGAUUUGGAUUUUCACAGAGGGUUAUUAAUCUUCUGUUGGGAAAUUUGAGAUCAACUUUCUUCUCAGUUUUGGUUAAUGGUCAGCCUAAAGGUUUCUUCCCUAUGAAAUGUGGAGUUAAGCAGGGUGAUCCACUGUCUCCUCUUCUUUUUAUUUUGGCCAUGGAGGGAUUUACCAGGUACUUACAUCAUCUGCAUCACACCAAAAAGUUGGCCCCUAGUCAUUUGCUUUAUGCAGAUGACAUAGUUGAUUGUAGAAAUCUUCUGAGAUUGAAAGCUGCUCUUUCUCACUUUGGGAAUGCUUCUGGUCAGGCUAUAAAUUUUAAUAAAAGCCAGGUGAUUGUCCAUGAUAAAAUGAGACAGGAGCACAAAGCCAAGAUUAGAAGCAUCCUUGGCAUCAGAUGUCAUACCAGGGAGUUCACAUACCUUGGUUCUGUCAUUGUUAAGGGAAAGCUCAGGAAGAUCCAUUGCCAAGGGUUGCUCCAGAAGUUUGAGAGGAGAAUUGCAGCUUGGUAUAGUAGAAAGCUAAAUCAGAUGGGGAGAUUGAUUUUGAUCAAACAUGUGUUGUCAUCCAUUCCUUUACAUAUUUUGGCUGUGCAAGAGAUUCCCAGGUCUAUUGUUAAGUGUCUUCAUAUGCUUAUGGCUAACUUUUUCUGGGGUGCUAGAGAUAUGGGACACAAAUACCAUUGGAGGAAGUGGGAGAAGCUUUGUUUCCCUUUGCUAGAGGGGGGUCUAGGGGUGAGGGAUCUUGGUAAUUGUCAAAGGGCUGCUGCUAUGGACUUGUGGUGGAAGAUCAAGGGAGAGUCAUAUGGUCUGAUGGUGUUUAUUCCUUUGGGAAGGUUUAUGCUCAGUCCUUUGAUCAUAAACCUAAGCAACUGUCUUGCUGUUAUAUUUGGGAUCAAAGGAAUAUUUACAAAGGAGAUCUCUGGCCUCUGGUGUACAUAUGCUGCAGCAGCUAAAGCUCCCAUUGCAGCCAGGCCUUGGACUUUCCAACAGCAGCUUCUCAGCUGGUGGUUCUCCUCGAAUAAAAACAGCUUUUUGGGCAAUGUUCACAAGAGAGGGUGUUAUGGCUGCUACAAACAAGCUUCUUCAACAAUGGUUUUGGGCUAAACGUUUGGAUUCCUCUUUGUUGUAUAAAUCUCAUGUGUUUAG
This is a messenger RNA of Cuscuta campestris, 2188 nucleotides long. The record is from the annotation of a GenBank genome assembly. Lineage: Eukaryota; Viridiplantae; Streptophyta; Magnoliopsida; Solanales; Convolvulaceae.